This is a messenger RNA of Coregonus sp. 'balchen', 4266 nucleotides long. NCBI's taxonomy places the organism in Eukaryota, Metazoa, Chordata, Actinopteri, Salmoniformes, Salmonidae. The record is from the annotation of a GenBank genome assembly.
AUUGUGGUCCAGCAGAAUACAACACUUUUAACGGGCAGUGCUGCCCAAUGUGUGGUAAGGGUAAUGUUAAUUUAUGCAUUUGCUUUUUCAAUGUUGUACAAUUGCAUGUUACCAGUACAUAAGGGGCAGACACAUUUCUACAGGUAGCCUACAAUAUCUCACAUACUACAGUAUUUCAGUAGGCCUCAUGCAGUAAAUGGGAGGCAUUGGCUGUGUCGACGUUACCUGGCAGCAUUCUCUAAUAACUAUUUGCCUAUUUCUGUUUCAUACUUCUCAAUUAUUUAAUUUUUUUACUGAUGCAAUUCAGCAAGAUAUCAUAAUUUUACAAAUUGAAAGGAUUAUAUUUACAUGUACUAAAAUACAUUAAGUCUACAGGUCAGUUCAUCUCCAUACUUCAAAACUCCUAAGAACUUCAUAAAUCCAGUGUGUGGGUCUUCCAGUGAGUUGGAGAGGAUUGAGGAACCAUGGCACAGUUUGAAACCUUGAUAUGGACUGUAAGUGAAACAUUUCUGAUUAGCACAUUUUGUGGCUUGGCAUGUAAAAAAAAAAGAAGAAAAAAAAGUGAUCAAUGUAAAUAUGUCCUUUAUGAAAUAUGAAUCAGUUAUUAGCCAACUAGUUUUAGUUAACAUUUGACUGAGAGAUGUACAUUUCACUAACAUUUAUUGACUGAAUUUGCAGAUAACAGGUUAUCUUGGGUUUGGUGUCAUCUUUAAAUGUAAUGUAUGCUGAUGCUGAUGUUUUAUUUCUUCUCUAUUUGCAGAUACCUAUCACUUUUAUACUUCUAAACAUUGAACCCUGUUUCACAUAUAUUCGCCCCAUCUAUAAAAUAGGCGAUAGAUAUUGCAGAAUGUGUAGGCCUGGUAAGGACCUUGUGUAUUUUUAUUUACAUUUACAUUUAAAUUUACAUUUACAAAUGUAUUAUUAUGAGGGGUUAAUUAUAAUAAUAACUAUAAUAAUACCAACAUUUAAUUAUUUUCUGGUUUUCUUUUCAACAGGAUAUCGUGUAAAUAGUCAUUGUACUAAAUCUACAAUCACCUCCUGUGUGCCCUGUAUUGACUCCACAUUCCUUGAUGAGCCCAGUGAGAAAACAACAUGCAACAACUGUACCACAUGUGAUCCAGGUGAGAAUUAUAUCAGCUGUUGUUUUAAUGAAAUACAACAGGCUUUACAUUUAGCUUCAGAUACCAAGUGACAUGUUUUCUCCAUAGGUUUGGGUUUGAAGGUAAAGCAGCCAUGUAGACCUUCAUCAGACACUGUCUGUUGGACACUGGAGGGGUUCUACUGUCUAGACCCAACUAAGGAUGGUUGUAGAGCAGCCCAGAGACACAGCAGCUGUAAACCUGGUCAAUACAUCAGCCACACAGGUUGGUCUUCUGUCUCACUCAUAAAACUAAUUGUGUUGUCAUAAUUCAAUUGAGUCAAGUUGUUAACUUCAGUGUGAAUAAUCAUUACAGUUAAUGGAAUUAAAUGAGGGGAAGAAAUUACAUUUUUAUUAAUAUUUCAACAUGUACAGUUGAAGUCGGAAGUUUACAUACACCUUAGCCAAAUACAUUUAAACUCAGUUUUUCACAAUUCCUGACAUUUAAUCCUAGUAAAAAUGCCCAGUCUUAGGUCAGUUAGGAUCACCACUUUAUUUUAAGAAUGUGAAAUGUCAGAAUAAUAGUAGAGAGAAUGAUUUAUUUCAGCUUUUAUUUCUUUCAUCACAUUCCCAGUGGGUCAGAAGUUUACAUACACUCAAUUAGUAUUUGGUAGCAUUGCCUUUAAAUUGUUUAACUUGGGUCAAACGUUUUGGGUAGCCUUCCACAAGCUUCCCACAAUAAGUUGGGUGAAUUUUGGCCCAUUCCUCCUGAUAGAGCUGGUGUAACUGAGUCAGGUUUGUAGGCCUCCUUGCUCGCACACGCUUUUUCAGUUCUGCCCACAAAUGUUCUAUAGGAUUGAGGUCAGGGCUUUGUGAUGGCCACUCCGAUACCUUGACUUUGUUGUCCUUAAGCCAUUUUGCCACUUUGGAAGUAUGCUUGGGGUCAUUGUCCAUUUGGAAGACCCAUUUGCGACCAAGCUUUAACUUCCUGACUGAUGUCUUGAGAUGUUGCUUCAAUAUAUCCACAUCAUUUUCCUUCCUCAUGAUGCCAUCUAUUUUGUGAAGUGCACCAGUCCCUCCUGCAGCAAAGCACCCCCACAGCAUGAUGCUGCCACCCCCGUGCUUCACGGUUGGGAUGGUGUUGUUCGGCUUGCAAGCGACCCCCUUUUUCCUCCAAACAUAACGAUGGUCAUUAUGGCCAAACAGUUAUAUUUUUGUUUCAUCAGACGAGAGGACAGUUGCAAACCGUAUUCUGGCUUUUUUAAUGGCGUUUUUGGAGCAGUGGCUUCUUCCUUGCUGAGCGGCCUUUCAGGUUAUGUCGAUAUAGGACUCGUUUUACUGUGGAUAUAGAUACUUUUGUACCCGUUUUCUCCAGCAUCUUCACAAGGUCCUUUGCUGUUGUUCUGGGAUUGAUUUGCACUUUUUGCACCAACGUACGUUAAUCUCUAGGAGACAGAAUGAAUCUCCUUCCUGAGCGGUAUGACAGCUGCGUGUUUCCAUGGUGUUUAUACUUGCAUACUAUUGUUUGUACAGAUGAACGUGGUACCUUCAGGCGUUUGGAAAUUGCUCCCAAGGAUGAACCAGAAUUGUGGAGGUCUGCAAUUUUUUUUCUGAGAUCUUGGCUGAUUUCUUUGGAUUUUCCCAUGAUGUCAAGCAAAGAGGCACUGAGUUUGAAGGUAGGCCUUGAAAUACAUCCAUAGGUACACCUCCAAUUGACUCAAAUUAUGUCAAUUACCCUAUUAGAAGCUUCUAAAGCCAUGACAUCAUUUUCUGGAAUUUUCAAGCUGUUUAAAGGCACAGUAAACUUCUGACCCACUGAAAUUGUGAUACAGUGAAUUAUAAGUGAAAUAAUCUGUCUGUAAACAAUUGUUGGAAAAAUUACUUGUGUCAUGCACAAAGUAGAUGGCCUAACCGACUUUCCAAAACUAUAGUUUGUUAACAAGAAAUUUGUGGAGUGGUUGAAAAACGAGUUCUAAUGACUCCAACCUAAGUGUAUGUAAACUUCCGCCUUCAACUGUAUUUAUGCAGGAACAACAUCUACAGAUACUGUGUGUGUUGACUGCCCUGGUAAAACGUAUUCAGAUGGAUCAUUAACAUCUUGUCAACCACACACAGAGUAAGUGUGGACAUUAUUAGUUAGUUCAAAUGGUUAAGAUAUAAAAAUACAAUAAUUAUUAUGCUCAAAUGGAAUCUUUCAAAAACUAUAUUUAUGUCUUUGACAUAGAUGUGAAUUCUUGGAAAUUGAACCAGGAACUCCUUGGUCGAAUUCAGAAUGCGGAGUAACCUCACUUCCCACAGCUGGAACCAUAGCUGGAAUCAUAGCUGGUGUUCUGAUAGGUUUCCUGAUAGCCACCAUAGCUGGUGUUUGUUUAUUUAUAGUGAGAACAAAACUAAACUUAGGUAAGAUUACUGGAGUUUUAUCUUUACCAUUCAUUGUUUUCAAUGCCUGUGAUACUCAGUAUACUCUGUAAAUGCUACAUGUUCUACUUCUCAUAGUGUAGAUUACUGUUUGUUAACGUCAUGGUUACACAGUAUGUUUAUUACAAUAUUGGACAUCUGACUUUUUUAUAGGCCCUCAAAUACUGACACAGGUAUGUUUGGAAAUCUAUGAAUUACUAAGUGUGUUACUAAGUGCUCUCUUCUGGCUGUGAAAUUUGAAUUUAAUGGGCCAGUUUCCCAGGCAUAGGUUACGCCUAGCUUUGGACUAAAAAGCACUUAAAAUUGAGAAUCUCCAAUGUACGUGCUUCUUAGUCCAGGACUGGGCUUAAUCUCUGUCUGGGAAACUGGCCCAAUGUGGUUUACUAAUUACUGAUUCUGUCUGAUAGGCAUUCCCAUAUCAGGAUAUACCAAUGCUGUCUGAGGAAACUGUAAAAGGUAAGGCAAACUUUCAAGGUUUUCUAAAUAUGUGUACGGAAUAGUUUUUAUGAGUUAAAAGAAUUUCAAACAUAUUUAUAAGUAAAUGUAUAUGGUUUAUUACUUAAUCAAGUCAUCAAUGCUAUGACAAAUGAUAUGAUCCAAGAAUAAAUUACUCUGGAUACAAGCAAUUGUUCUACAAAUCAUUGUCCAGAACGUAAAUUAAUUACUGAUAAAUUACAAAUGAAUUCUCUCCCCAGAUUCAAGCCCCCAUCACAGUCAGUGACUCAACAUUCUGUAAGCUGUGCUCCACUGGCUGGCUGGUCCAGCCAUCU